CGUCCGCUGCGUUGUGACGUCACAGAGCCUACGGCCCCGCCCCCCUAUUUUCUCCGAGGGCGCCUCCCUGCGUUUCCUCUAAGGGGCGGGGCGUUGCGAUGAAACCAGUGCACCAGCCUAAGCCCGCCCCUGGUGGAGCCGGUGAGGCGGGACUAGGUGGGAUGGCAGAACGCCCCCUGUUUCCAGCCUGCCCCACGGGCCGGCCCGGGCGGCUCCAACGCCAUCUCCUGAGCGGCGAGUUCGACCAGCUGCGAGACUUCCCCAUCUUUGAGAGCAACUUCGUGCAGGUGACCCGGUUAGGAGAAGUUGCCAACAAGGUCACCAUGGGGGUGGCAGCCUCCAGUCCAGCCCUGGAACUUCCAGACCUGUUGCUGCUGGCCGGCCCUGCCAAGGAGAACGGAUGCCUGCAGCUCUUCGGGCUGUUCCCCUUGCAGUUCGUCCAGCUCUUCGUCCAUGACGAAAGCCGCAGGGAGCUCAAGGUCAAGUUCCGCACCGGCCGCGCUUUCUACCUGCAGUUGCGGGCCCCGCCCGAGACCCGCGACCGUGAGUUCGGCCAGUGGGUGCGGCUGCUCUACCGCCUGCGCUUCCACUCGGCCCAGGGAGCCGUGCCCUUCACGCAGGCGUACUCGGCGCUGGAGGAUGAGGAGGAGGACGACGACGAGGACGACUACGACGAAGACGAGGAUGUGACCGAGCGGGAGGAGCUUCAAGCCAUGGAAGCCAGACUUGACCCACAGAUCUCUGAACUCUGGGGCCUCUGACUCCUCCAACAUUCUAUGAGGUCACCAAAAGACCAGAGCUCAAAGCGUACCCUACCUCGGGGCCGGACAGAUGAAUUAUCAAAGUUAAUAAAGAUCGGCCACUUAAGAACCAA
Molecule: messenger RNA, 874 nt
Organism: Sus scrofa (pig)
Lineage: Eukaryota; Metazoa; Chordata; Mammalia; Artiodactyla; Suidae
Gene: GARIN5A
Product: golgi associated RAB2 interactor 5A
Cellular component (GO): nucleus
Source: RefSeq, a predicted model, not a curated record